AACUCUGGAGUAAACAUAUGGUAGUUGAAUCAGUGUUCUGUAGAGAUAAACUUUUAUUAGGUGUAUUUUCCCCACCCCCCAACCCCAGGAGCUCCACUGCCCCUUACACGUGAGAGCAACAGAGCCAAUCACAUUAAUAACUUGUGCUCUUUAAAUCGAGUUCACUCCCAGAACAAGACACAGCGUCUGAAAAUGAGCGCACAGGGGACGCUUUGUUUUCCCCUCUCCGCACAAACUGGGAGAAAGGGAUUGUUUUGAAACCAUGGCAGAGCAAAACAGAGGAAUCUCCCUGCUCCAACUCCUCCACCCAGCUGCAGCAAGGCCGUGCCUUCUCUUCAGAAAUGCCACAGAACUGGUUUCCCCUUUCUGAACACACACACACACACACACACACACACACACACACACACACACACACACACACACACACACACACACACACACACACACACACACACACACACACACACACAGUCUCUUGUCUCUUCCUCACAUAUGCACACCAAAAAACACACCGCGCCCUGCAGCCAGCCGCCAACUGUUUCUGGUUAGACAGCCGGGGCCUGCAGUCAUGGAGCGGCAGCUGGAGCUCGCUGCCCUCGGCGUGGCAUUCACCGGGUGGCUGUGUGCUAUCCUGACCCGCUGCCUGGCCCUGUGGACGGUGAGCGGCACCAUGGACAACAACACGGCCACGCUGCCUGCCUACUGGGACGGGGUGUGGCUGGAAUGGGAUCACUGGGACCUGGCCCACGAUGGAAGCCUGCACUGCUCCUUCUACCAGUCUCUCCUGUCUCUCUCUGGAAACAUCCGCACGUGGAAAGCCCUCAUCAUGGCGGCUGUCGGUGCCGGGGCUUUGGCUGUGGUGAUAGGGGGGGUGGGGGCGGUGUGGUUCCCCCUGAGGGGACAGGUCAAAGUGUUUUCUGGAGCGCUCUUUGUUUUGUCUGGGAUCCUGCUGCUGGUUCCCAUUGCAUGGACGUGCCAUCACACCAGUCAGCCACUGGAGGGGGCCGCCCUGCUGAGGAGAGCCUGGGGGCCUGCGCUCUACCUCGGGUGGAUCUCAUUUGCUCUGAUGCUGGCGGGGGGUGGGUUUCUCACCACCAGGUGCCCCACAGGGGGUCCGGUGCAGCUGCCUGCAGGGGGCGGGCCCUCCAGUCCAGAGGAGGAGGCCGCCCACCCGCUGAGCCUUAUCCACAGGACUGCGUUCACUCAGAGCCAGUAUGAGCGCCAAGCAGGGCCCGUGUGAGGGGACUGGAUAUAACUGGAAAACCAUCAAUAUGUGAAGUGACUGACACACACACACACACACACACACACACACACAAUUGUUAUUUGCAUCCUGUUUUGUAUUUCUAUUGAAGCUAACACUGUGUAGCUAUAUUUAAUGCCAUUACUAAUACCAAGCUGACAUCAAGACAUACAGCCCUCAGAUCACUAAUAAUGUCUUAAAUGUGAGUGAAUAUUGAUAUUAAAACUAAAGACAUAUUGCACUACAUCAGCUGGUUUCAGUGGCAAACAUGUUUACACCCGAGGUGAAUUCUUCUGCACAAAAGGACACUGGAAUAAAGCUUUGCACGUGACUCAGACAUCUUUGUUUACAGGAGUUCUUCUAAUGUCAUGCUUUACAGUGAUUGUAACUCAUGCCACAGAACACUUAAGGAUCAAAUGGGGUGAGCCAAUUCAAAAACAACAUAGAUGUCUAUUUUGAGUAUUUGUAUUUUAAAAUAAAAAGACGGAACUUG
Notothenia coriiceps (black rockcod) is the source of this 1739-nucleotide messenger RNA. RefSeq names its product claudin-4-like. The record is from RefSeq and is a predicted model, not a curated record. NCBI's taxonomy places the organism in Eukaryota, Metazoa, Chordata, Actinopteri, Perciformes, Nototheniidae. The coding region runs from base 572 to 1243 and encodes 223 amino acids. Gene Ontology annotation, molecular function: structural molecule activity. The transcript has a single exon. Gene Ontology annotation, cellular component: membrane; bicellular tight junction.